Nezara viridula (southern green stink bug) is the source of this 92-nucleotide messenger RNA. The record is from the annotation of a GenBank genome assembly. NCBI's taxonomy places the organism in Eukaryota, Metazoa, Arthropoda, Insecta, Hemiptera, Pentatomidae.
UGGCGGCUACCGCCAGAAAGGGACUGGAAAAAACGAUGUUUUCAUAUAAAGAGGAAAUAAUACAACAACAGCAACAGGAAAUGGAAAAUUGA